CUCUCUCUCUCUCUCUCUCUCUCUCUAUAUAUAUAUAUAUUAAUACACAUACACAAUAUAUAUACACACAGUCAUACAGAGAGUUCAAUAAGUACAUAAAACUAAGACUGAUACUCUGUUUUUCCUCCAAAUGGCUUCCCCUGUUUUCUUCUUUUUCCUCUCAGCUCUCUUCUUUCUCCUUUCUUCUCUCUCUAACUCCUCUCUCAUCCUUCCCUUAUCCCACUCCCUCUCCACCACCCUCUUCAACACCACCCACCACCUCCUCAAAUCCACCGCCUCCCACUCCGCCGCCCGUUUCCGCCGCCACCGUCGCCAGGUCUCCCUUCCCCUUGCUCCCGGCAGCGAUUACACCCUCUCCUUCUCACUGGGUGCCCAGACCGUCUCCCUCUAUAUGGACACCGGCAGCGACGUCGUUUGGCUCCCCUGCCACCCCUUCGAGUGCAUCCUCUGUGAAGGCAAGUACUCCCCCUCCUCCAUCCCCCAUCCCGGCCCCCUCAACCUCAGCUCCGCCGCCCGCCGCAGCACUUGCAAAUCUGCCGCCUGCUCCUCCGUUCAUUCAUCCUUACCAUCGUCCGACCUCUGCGCCAUGGCCAAAUGCCCCCUCGAGUCCAUCGAAAUCAGCGACUGCAAAUCCUUCCCCUGCCCCCCUUUCUACUACGCCUACGGCGACGGAAGCUUCAUCGCGAAGCUUUACGAAGACACUCUGUCGAUUCCGAUGUCGACGCCGUCGUUGAAACUCCCCAAUUUCACCUUCGGCUGCGCCAACACCGCUCUCGGAGAGCCGAUUGGCGUCGCUGGAUUUGGGCGCGGCGUGCUAUCUCUACCGGCUCAGCUCGCCACCAGCUCGCCCGAAAUCGGUAACUACUUUUCUUACUGUUUGAUUUCGCACUCAUUUGAUAUGACUCGAGUUCGCAAGCCGAGUCCACUCAUUCUGGGUCGGUAUGAGAAUAAGGAGAAAAAAUUGAGGAAUGAAGUUAGCGAGAGGGAAGAUGUCUAUUACAGCUACACGCCGAUGCUGGAUAAUCCCAAGCACUCGUAUUUUUAUUGCGUGGGAUUAGAGGCCAUAACGGUCGGAAAAAGGAUCAUUCCGGCGCCGGAGAGCUUGAGGAGAGUCGACCGGAGAGGUAAUGGUGGGAUGGUGGUGGAUUCAGGGACUACAUUCACCAUGCUGCCGAGAAAGUUCUACGAAUCGGUGGUGGGAGAGUUUGACCACCGCGUCGGUGCAGUUUACCGGCGGGCGAGUUCGGUGGAGGAGCGGACUGGGCUCAGCCCGUGUUACUACGGGAAUGAGGAGGAGAAGUUCUUCGCUAGUGUGCCCAAAUUGGCGUUACAUUUUGGGGGGAAUUCGACUGUGGUGAUGCCGAGGAGGAAUUACUUUUACGAGUUUUUUGACGGCGGAGCGAAGCGGAAGGUGGGGUGCAUGAUGCUGAUAGACGGCGGCGAUGAGGAGGAGUCUGGUGGCGGGCCGGCGGGGCUGCUGGGGAACUACCAGCAGCAGGGGUUUGAGGUGGUUUAUGACUUGGAGGCGAAGCGGGUCGGAUUUGCGAAGCGGAAGUGCGCAUCUUUGUGGGAUAUUUUGAAAUAGAGCUAACGUGCGCGCUUAGUACGGGAAGUCAACUGUGGGCUGACUUUUGGUACUAGUCAAACAGGUCGGGUGUUUGAGUUUUGGCGGGUUGUCGGAUCCUCUUUGAAUUGCAAUUCUUGCUUCUGAUUUUUGGGUUCUGAUGAAAUUAUGAGAUGAGAAGCAAAAAUUG
Molecule: messenger RNA, 1754 nt
Organism: Sesamum indicum (sesame)
Lineage: Eukaryota; Viridiplantae; Streptophyta; Magnoliopsida; Lamiales; Pedaliaceae
Product: Eukaryotic aspartyl protease family protein
Cellular component (GO): extracellular region
Source: RefSeq, a predicted model, not a curated record